Contarinia nasturtii (swede midge) is the source of this 1487-nucleotide messenger RNA. RefSeq names its product nuclear transcription factor Y subunit gamma (gene Nf-YC). The transcript has 4 exons. Gene Ontology annotation, biological process: regulation of DNA-templated transcription. The record is from RefSeq and is a predicted model, not a curated record. Bases 377 to 1363 code for a protein of 328 amino acids. Lineage: Eukaryota; Metazoa; Arthropoda; Insecta; Diptera; Cecidomyiidae. Gene Ontology annotation, cellular component: CCAAT-binding factor complex; nucleus. Gene Ontology annotation, molecular function: DNA binding; protein heterodimerization activity; DNA-binding transcription activator activity, RNA polymerase II-specific.
UUGUAUGGAGUGCUUUGUAUUUCGUGAUUGGUCUCUAAAAAUCUCAUCGGUUUUUCAUUGGUUUUUGAUACCCCAAACAACUAUUGGCAAACACGUGCUAUGAAUUAGUGCAAAUUUUUUUGUUUUGAUCUCAUUCCAUUGUAUUUGUUAAAGUUUUUUCAUCAAUAAUACAAAAAUUUUGUGAAAAAAUCCGAAUUUUUUUUAAAUUGAAUGUGACAAAUAUGACGUAUAUGCAUGAAAGAGCAAGACAGUAAUUUGAAGAAAAAAACGAUUGUAGUGAAUAAGAUGUUCAUGUAUUAAGUGAAUGAAAAAUAAAAGUAUUAUUUCAAAGAAGCUUACAUUUGGAAUUGAAAGAAAUAGAAAUUAAACAAAAACAAUGAUUUUCGUGAAUAGUACUCAGGAUACAACGAAUGAGAACAACGAAGGAGCUUCGGAUGAAAAUGUUCAACUUACAGAGGCCGAAAUAACGUUGGCUGGAUUUUGGCCCACAAUAUCGGACGAGAUAAAGCGUAUCAAAACUGUUGACGCAAAAAAUCAAGUGCUACCCCUUGCCCGCAUCAAGAAAAUCAUGAAAUUAGACGAAGAUGUAAAAAUGAUAUCAGCCGAGGCACCUUUAUUAUUUGCUAAAGCAGCCGAAAUUUUUAUUCAUGAGUUGACACUUCGUGCGUGGAUCCACACGGAGAAUAAUAAACGACGCACUUUACAGCGUAAUGACAUAGCGAUGGCCAUUUCGAAAUUUGACCAAUUUGAUUUUUUAAUUGAUAUCGUUCCACGCGAAGAAAUAAAACCAGUACGAAAAGAAACAACAACAACAACAACCAAAACAAAUUCGGAUCAAGUCAGCUAUUAUCUUCAGUUAGCGCAACAGCAUCAACAAGCCCUACAGAAUACCAAUAACAUAGCAACGACAUCAACGGCGCCGAUAAACAACACCGCCACAUUAAAUGGACCGACCGUGCAAAACACAUUUCAAUUAUCGACGGGUCAAAUGGGUCCAAUCACCACCAUCAAUGCGAAUGGUACUCAACAAAAUAUUCUAGUCACAAAUACCGGCCAACAAAUUUCUUCCGUUGGUGGCGUUGUUAACAGCCUGGGCGGAUUACAAGCAACAGCCCACCAAACGCAACAACCCACUCAAUUACUUCUUCAACAGAUCGUUACACCGAACGGAGAAAUUCAACAUAUGCCGAUAAGCAUUCCGCAGAAUUUGAUACGUAUGCAAGUACAAAAUCAACCGAAUUCACAACCGAUCUUAAUAUCAGCAGCAUCUCUACCAAAUCAACCGCAAAUACUUCAGAUGGCUCAACACGCUCCUUCUGGCCACACUGGAGUCUAUUUGAACCAAAAUAUGUCGGAUGAAUAACAUAACGUUUUCUUUGGUUUUAACACGAAACAAUAAACAGAACUAUUGAUAAUUUUAAUAAAUUAAAUUAAGCAGAGCUCAUAUUCAUUUCAAUUUAUAAUAAAUCACCGUUUUAUUAAAACAA